Molecule: messenger RNA, 938 nt
Organism: Tigriopus californicus
Lineage: Eukaryota; Metazoa; Arthropoda; Copepoda; Harpacticoida; Harpacticidae
Exons: 3
Coding region: 87-878 (263 amino acids)
Source: RefSeq, a predicted model, not a curated record
CUUUUCGACGUUCUUGAGCAAUAGAGAGAAAACGACACAUCCUGAACAAAAAGAACUUGAGUUGGCAGUUCAAUUUCGUCAAGAGAAUGAGACGGACACGUUCGAGCAGAUUUUGGGCCCUAAUGAGCCUGAGUUUGUGGGCCUGGCUCAUGGUGACCUCAGCUACUCCCUUGGGCGGGGGGAGUGAAGACAUUACUGACAGCAAAACCGAUAUUGAUAACAAUGGUUACCACGAUGGUCAUUCACUGGAGCCCACAAAGCAAGGAGAGCAAGAGCCAAGGCAGUUGAACGCCUUCAUCACUGUCUACACGACUAUCUUCGAAACGGAAACGGAGACAAGCCUAGCCGAGAUUUUCGAGUCUUGUUAUACUACCCUGGUGGAUAACCUUCCAGUGUGCUCCACCUUUGACAUCAAACCUACAACUACAAUGUUUCGAAAUCGGAAUAAUCAGGAUGACAUCCAGGUCAUUGAGGAAACCGUGCCCAAUCUCCUGAUCCAGAACCAACCCCGGGACUUUCAAUCUUUCAUCAAAGCCUCAAAAGCUUCUAAUUUCAACGCCAGUGAAGGCCAGGAAUUGACAAAUGAGGCCACCGCCAACGACGUGAUCCUAAUGGACGAACCCUUAAUCCCAGAGAUACACGAGGAGCCACUCACGGCUCUAGAGUGGAUCCAGUCCUCCAAGGGACAUCUCAGUGACAAGGCCAGCGCCAGGCAGAUCUGCUUGUUUGGCUGCCUUACCACCACCAGUAGCACCACUAUAACUAGCGUUUUUUUAGAGCUUAUCUCGAGUACUGGCCCCACGCAGACUUUGGCCUUUACCACUCCGGGGUGUUUUCCUUUUAGUAUCAUGUUCUCCCUCCACGUGCCAAGUUGUUGAAGGUACCACAAUCCCAAAUAAAGCCUUUUUAGUAGCAAAUAAAAUUUUGAAGACAAUGCA